GGGAAACGUCCCAGCCUGUCCCGAGGCUGCCGCUGUCACCUGGAUGUCACCCCGCGGCCACCAUGCCACCUUCCUGUGACGUUUCCCCAUCACAUGAAGGUUCUUGCAGCUUUGGUUGCUGCUUCCUGCCCGUCGCAGGCAGCAGAGGCAGAGCACAGGCAGGGCAGUGCUGCUGCCCCCCCUGCCCGACCCCUGCCCCCUGCACCUCCUGGCCACAGACACCCCGAGGGCACCCCAUGGAUGACGACCGUCCCCUCUUUACCACCUUCAAGCCCCUUGGUGAGGACAAGAGGGCCAGAGCUGAGCCAGCACCCAACACACCCCCCGUGCAGCUCCAGGGGGCAGAGCAGUCACCGAGACACCACAACAGACAUGGCAGGGUCCCUCCAGGCUUCUGGGCACCUCCAGCAGCUCAGUCCCUGCCUGAGGGGGACCCGUGGCCAGAGCGGGUGGCCCUGCGUGCCCGGACGAGGCUGUGGUUUGAGCAGACACAAGCCCAGAGGCUGGGGCCCGAGGGGGAGCUCCCCACCUGGUUCCACGGCUUCAUCAGCCGCAAGGAGGCCGAGGAGCUGCUGCAGGAUCAGCCCCUGGGCUGCUUCCUGGUCCGCUUCAGCGAGAGCACCAUCGGCUUCGUCCUCUCCUACAGGGGCAGGGAUCGCUGCCGGCACUUUGUCCUGGAGCAGCUGCCGGACGGGCGAUACGCGAUCCUGGGGGAGCGCAGCGCCCACCCCGAGCUGGCCGAGCUGCUGCGGCACCACACCACGGUCCCCGUCCCGCCGUACCCCGAGUUCCUCACCGUGCCCCUGCCGUGCGGACGGAAAGACGAGCCCCGAGGACGGACAGAGCGCCCAGCUGGCAGCGGUGCUGCACAUUCCCCACUGAGCCAAGCACCAGCAAAGCUCCCCGAGUACAGCCCUGCGUCCCUGGAGUCCCUCAGAGCCGAGGGCGGCUCCGCCAGGGAGGCUCCCAGAGCGCCCCCGCCGCUCCCUCCCAAGAGCAGCUCCCGGGGCGCUGCUCCGGGGCCGCGCAGCUCCUCCAGCAGCGCAGCAGCGCCCGAGGCUCCCUAUGCCCAGGUGCGUAAAGAAGCCCCGAGCCCCGAGCCCCCCGAGGCCAAGUACCAGCAGCUCAUGCGUUUCCACGUCUACGCCGAGCCCCGCGAGGACAUCGCCCCCAGCACCCCCACCCGCUGCGAGCCCGAGGGGCCCAUCCCCGAGGAACCCAUCCCCGAGGAACCCAUCCCCGAGGGACCCAUCCCCGAGGGACCCAUCCCCGAGGGGCCCAUCCCCGAGGAGCCCAUCCCCGAGGAACCCAUCCCCUUCUAUGCCAUGGCCCGGGGCUGGAGCCCCCGUGCCGGCCCCAGGGAGAACAUCUACUCCGAGGUGGCGCUGGCCCGGCAGGAUGUGCCUGCUCGGCUCCCCAUGGCACUCCAAAACACCUUCUCCACUCUGCCCCCCAAACCCCGGCCCCACCGCCGGCUCUUCCGCAGCGUUUCCAGCCAGGACAGCAAGAGGAGGCAGCUGUCGGUGGCUCCCAGCACAGGCACACAGGUCAUUCUGAACCCUGAGCUGGAGCUGGAUGACGCCGUGUACAGCCAGAGCAGCCACAGGGAGCAGCAAACCAUGGCCACGGCUGAGAACGUGUACGAGCAGCUGCCUGGGGACUGCCCCUAAGCCACCUGCACAGGUGGGCUCAGGACAGCACCUGGCUCCCAGGCAGGAGCAACCUCAGCCUCCAUCUCACCACUCGAAGCCCCUGGUCCUGGGAGGAGAGGUCCAGAGCUGCUGUUGGCCCCAGCCAGCGAUGCCAAUCUGCUCCAUGGGGAGCCUCUUCUCUUCCAGCUUCCCAACCCUGUUGGACAAUGCAGGGAGGGGAGCAGGGUUACCUUACCCAUGAACACAUUCCAAGAGACUUCUGUUAUUAAAAUGAGGGGGAAAAGGCUGUUACAGGAAACACAGGCAUGAGUUUGGCACAGUUGGUGCAUCCAGUUGGAAAUGAAAUUGGCCAGGAACUGGGGUGAUGCUGCAGCCAGGGCCAAGCUGAAGCUCCCCAGCCUGGAGCCAACACUCCAAGCCCUGCUGGGCAGUGUCACUGGUGCUCCCAGCUCAACAGGAGCGGGCAGCCAGGAUGGCCAAAGCCCCAGCUUGGAGGGAAAAGGAGAGCUGGGGCAUUGUAGCUGUUUUAUCUCUGGGAAAAUUCACUUCUGACUUUUCACAAACCUGAAUUUUGUUUCUCUUAGAAGGCUGAAAGUGGAACAUGAGCUCUUGGAAUUCCCCCUUGAUGCUAAACCUGAUCUAAAGCAAAUGAGAAAUGGAAAGGGAAACCUCAAACUUCCAGCCCCCACACUGCAAACUCCCCAGGCCAAGAGGGUACCUGGAUGAGGAUCUGAGCCCCUUGUGAUGGUAACAGGGCUGGGUGGGUUCAUUUAGAAGUAUAUUCCUUUACCAAAUAUCUUCUGGGAGGAUUUCACUGUACAUACAAGAUAUGAAUAAAUUACU
Molecule: messenger RNA, 2495 nt
Organism: Poecile atricapillus (Black-capped chickadee)
Lineage: Eukaryota; Metazoa; Chordata; Aves; Passeriformes; Paridae
Gene: SH2D2A
Product: SH2 domain containing 2A
Exons: 9
Coding region: 63-1670 (535 amino acids)
Cellular component (GO): cytoplasm
Source: RefSeq, a predicted model, not a curated record